Eriocheir sinensis (Chinese mitten crab) is the source of this 1365-nucleotide messenger RNA. RefSeq names its product tigger transposable element-derived protein 6-like. The transcript is spliced from 2 exons. NCBI's taxonomy places the organism in Eukaryota, Metazoa, Arthropoda, Malacostraca, Decapoda, Varunidae. The record is from RefSeq and is a predicted model, not a curated record. Gene Ontology annotation, molecular function: DNA binding. Gene Ontology annotation, cellular component: nucleus. The coding region runs from base 85 to 1365 and encodes 426 amino acids.
CCAUAUACGAAAGCCACAAUUCAACUUGCUGUGCAGGAAGUUAAAGAUGGUUCCUCCAUUAGAGCAGCCAGCGCCAAGCAUCACAUGUCAUAUUCUCUUUUGAGAAAGCAUGUCAAGAGAAGUGAAAGUGAAGAAUCUUUCAAGGAUGAUAUGAGGGGAAAGAAGACGGUACUUGCAACUGAAGUGGAAGAGAAGAUUGCAGAUACAAUCAAGAGAAUGGAGAAAAUGGGACUAGGGCCAACACUGUUAGAGUUUCGUGAGAUUGUCAAAGAUUUCUUGCUUGCCAAUGGACUAGAGACAGUGUUUAAAGAUGGCAUGCCUGGUUAUGAAUGGGCAACUGCCUUCAUGCACAGGCACAACAUGACUCUGAAGACCGGUGGUAUGAUGCAACUGGCAAGGAAGAGUGUAACUAGUGAUCCAUUCGUCAUUCAUGGCUUCUAUGAGCUUCUGAGACAAGAAAUGGCACGACUUGAGAUCAUGGAACGCCCAGAGUGUAUCUGGAAUCUCGACGAAACUGGUUUCCCACUAGACCCAUCAAAAGCAAAAACUAUAGGCACAAAAGGAGCUAAGACAGUGAGAAUAACUAGUGGCUCAAACCGUGAAAACAUCAGUGUUUUGGCAACAUGCUGUGCAGAUGGCACAUCACUGGAUCCUUUAAUCAUAUUUAAAGGUAAGAACAUGCAGUCUUCAUGGGUUGGAACUGAUGCACUACCUGAAACUCAGUAUGCUGUAUCCGAGUCAGGGUGGAUGACCCGUGUAAUUUUUGAGGAUUUUUUCAAAAGUUUUGUAGAAAAAACUAAAGAUAUUCGUCCUAUCCUCCUGAUAUUGGAUGGCCAUCUUAGUCAUACAUCACUAGCAACAGUAGAACUAGCAAAACAAGAAAAUAUCUCCAUAAUUAAGCUACCUGCUCAUUGCACAGAUCUGUUACAACCUUUAGAUGUUGCUUGUUUUGCCCCUCUAAAAUCUUACUAUGAUUCAGCAUUGAUGAGGUAUGUGCAUCAAACAGGAGCACGAGCACCAUUGCAAAAGAGAGGUUUCGUGAAUAUGUUGUGUCAGGUCUGGAAGGAAGGACUUUCCCCGGAGAAUAUAAAGGCCGGGUUUUAUGCAACAGGAAUACAUCCACUAAACCCAGAAAAGUACAAGAGUGAUCGCCUUUGUCCUUUGAAAAUGAAAACAUACAAGGCUUGGAUUGAGAGAGAAGCCCCAGGGAUGAUGAAAAUAAUCCUGUACUGCAUGAUGCUACAACUGAUAACACAGACAACAGAGAUUCACAAUCAUCACCGCAAAAUCCACAGAACCCUUCACAACCUUCUGAUGCCAAUACCACAAAUGUUCCCACUUCUCCAAUACCUGAACCAGGAAUAG